AUGCUUUACGGAAUAGCAACAUCAACAGUAGAAGGCUUGGAAAGAACGGUCAGCAGAUACUUACGUCGAUGGUUUGGGGUCCCACCCAGCUUCAGCAACAUUGGUCUCUACAGCAGAACUAAUCAGCUUCAGCUCCCACUCUCAUCAUUGGUGGAGGAGUUCAAGGUUGCAAAAACAAGACUGGUGGUCACUUUUAAAGAGUCAAAGGAUGACUUAGUCCGAAAAACUGGAACUGAAACUCGGACUGGACGGAAAUGGUCUGCAAGCCAGGCAGUUAGCCAAGCCGAAAGUAGACUCCAGCACAAAGAUAUAGUUGGGACUACUGCUGUUAGUCGUCAAGUGCUCGGUAUCAUCAAAAGCCAGAGAUGGGGCUCAGCUGACAGUACCACAAAGAGGCAGAUGAUACAGAAUGAAGUACGCUUGGCAGAGGAGGAAGAAAGGAGGACAAGAGCAGUUUCAAUGGGUGCCCAGGGUGCUUGGACAAAGUGGUGUACCACAGAUAGAAAACUGACAUGGGCAGAAAUCUGGCGCUGCGAACCAGUCAGACUUAGCUUCUUGCUAAGAUCUGUUUAUGACCUGCUACCAUCACCUUCCAACUUACACCGAUGGGGACUACAAGACAACCCAAUUUGUCCAUUGCGCGACAAGGUAGGAACCAUGGAGCAUGUGCUUUCAGCCUGCUCCACAUCGUUAACCCAAGGCAGAUACAGGUGGAGACAUGACUGCGUACUUGGAGAACUCGCAGACACCUUGGAACGUGAGAGAACCAAGAAGAGGGAAAAGCAAAGCCCACAGAUAAUACAAUUUGUCAAGGAAGGCCAGACUGCACCAAAGAAGAAAGCAGCAACAACAUCCCUCAUUGAUGAAUCAGACAAGUGGGAAAUGGCAGUUGACCUCAGAAGAAAACUGAUCUUCCCUGACAUCGUACAGACCAACUUGAGACCAGACAUUGUUAUCUGGUCCAGGAAAGACAAACGCCUGGCGAUGAUAGAGCUGACAGUUCCUUGGGAAACUCGCUGUGAAGAGUCUUAUGAGCGUAAGCGGGCCAAGUACACAGAGCUCCAAGAGCAGUGCAAAGGGCGAGGUUGGAAGACAUGGCUCUUCCCUGUUGAAAUUGGGUCAAGAGGCUUCCCAGCACAGUCCUUGUGGAGAAUGUUAAGCGCCAUGGGCAUCACAGGAGGAGAGAGGAAGAAAGUCAUUGGAAGGCUUAGUCUCGCUGCUGAAAGGGCAUCCAGCUGGCUGUGGCUCAAGAGAGAGGAGAAGAGCUGGAAGCCAACCACUGACACGUAG
Molecule: messenger RNA, 1290 nt
Organism: Mercenaria mercenaria
Lineage: Eukaryota; Metazoa; Mollusca; Bivalvia; Venerida; Veneridae
Exons: 1
Coding region: 1-1290 (429 amino acids)
Source: RefSeq, a predicted model, not a curated record